GGACAACUUCGUCGACCUUCCGCCAUCUCCCCACUUUCCCCUUAUUUCGCAACAUGGCGGAUGCUGGCUUCUUCAAAGGAACGUCGGCGGACCAGGACCGCAGGUUCUCGGACAAGGAGCUCAAGCUCCUCAAGUCGAUGAAGUUUCCCUCAGAGUUUGACAAAAAGGUUGAUAUGCGCAAAGUCAAUUUAACCGUUAUCCGACCGUGGGUGGUCAAAAAGAUCAUCGAACUCGUCGGGUUUGAGGACGAGAUCCCAGGAAAAUGCAGAUCAACCUCACGGGAUUCCUGACCAAACACACCCCGGAGUUCAUGUCGGCCCUGUGGAAACUCCUUCUCGAGGCUCAGGAGUCUCCAGCUGGCGUUCCACGUACGUUCGUUGAAGAGAAGAAGGAAGAGAUGCGUCAAGCCAAAAUGGGCGACACUCGGGCAUUGGAAGAGAACGACAGGCGUGCCCGCCUUGACGAGAUCCGCGACCGCGAACGGGAGACACGGGGAGGUCGUGGCCGGGGUCGUGGUCGCGGUCGGGGCCGAGGCGGAGGCGGCUUUGAAGACGACCGCGGUGGCAGGCCUCGCGACAGCGGAUGGGGAGGCCGAGGUGGCGGGCGGCCGGGACGUCGUCGUACUCCAUCCCCUUCGCCUCCGCCGCGCCGCAGCUCGCGCACGCCCGCGAGUUCUCGCUCCCGUUCUCCCGCUUCCACCCCACGCAACAAGCGCCGGUUCAACCCUCGCGGCCGCUCCCCUUCUCGCUCGCCCCCUCCCUACGGCCGUGACCGCGACCGCGACCGCGGCUCGCCCCCGCCCCGCCGUCUUUCCCCGCCCCGCCGAUCUGUCUCCCGCUCGCCCCCGCCUUCCCGCCGCCGGCGCCGCUCGCCUUCGUACACGCCCCCGCCUGACCGCGAUCGCCGCGCCAGGGACUCGCGCAGUCCGCCCCAGAGGAGGCGCCGGCUGUCCCCGCCACCCCGGUCCCGAUCGCGUAGCCCCCCGCGUGGAUAUGGGCGGCGCCGAAGCCCAAGCCGUAGCAAAAGCCGCUCCGCUACGCCCCCCCAGAGCCGACGGAGACGACCCAGCCCGACCCGAUCGAGGACGCCUCCGCGCCGGCGGCGGGGUAUCUCGAGGGACAGAAGCCCUGACAGAGACGCGGAGCGCAACAACGGGCGCCGCGGACAGGUGGAAAGGAGUCAAACACUGAGCAGGAGCAGCAGUCGGGGCCGUGUGCCUGAUGAUGAUAAGCGAGGCAAACAGGCGAACAACAGGGACAACCGCGACUCUGUUACGUCCUUUGCAAACGGCGGUGCGCGGGAGAAAGGGGGCGAACUGAAGAUCAAGGGACAAGCCGACGCGGGGAAGAAAAAGAGCAAAUGGGAAGAGGAGCGUGAGCAGUCCUUGCCCGAUCAAGGUGAACUCGAGAGAAGAGAGAGCGAACUCAAAGAAAGGGCUUUGCGCAACAAGGUCGUGAGGACUAGGAAAGGCAGUACCAACGUUGCUGCAGGCAACUAA
This is a messenger RNA of Postia placenta MAD-698-R-SB12, 1498 nucleotides long. RefSeq lists its product as hypothetical. The transcript is spliced from 6 exons. Gene Ontology annotation, molecular function: RNA binding. Gene Ontology annotation, cellular component: spliceosomal complex. The record is from RefSeq and is a predicted model, not a curated record. Gene Ontology annotation, biological process: mRNA processing; regulation of mRNA splicing, via spliceosome. The coding region runs from base 263 to 1498 and encodes 411 amino acids. Lineage: Eukaryota; Fungi; Basidiomycota; Agaricomycetes; Polyporales; Adustoporiaceae.